This is a messenger RNA of Rhinichthys klamathensis goyatoka, 675 nucleotides long. RefSeq lists its product as uncharacterized. Lineage: Eukaryota; Metazoa; Chordata; Actinopteri; Cypriniformes; Leuciscidae. The record is from RefSeq and is a predicted model, not a curated record. The transcript is spliced from 5 exons. Bases 1 to 675 code for a protein of 224 amino acids.
AUGGGUUUGGGCUCACAGACGGGGAAGGAAGGAAUGGAAAGGCUGUGGUCUUUUCUCCGAAGAUUUGCCAGAGUCACAAAGGAGAUUACUCCAUCUCACCGCCUUGACCUGUUGACUGAUGCCCUUUUGCAUUAUGGACGGAGGAAAUCAACUGACCUAGUGUUGGUUUCUGAGGGAGACAUGGUGAAAUGGAAAAAAAGAGAGAUGGAGCUAGCCCAGCAGAAACAGAAACCAAUAAGUAAGCAACUGAAAAUUGAGGACUCUCUGCUGAACAUAGAGAAAAAUCACCGGAUUGGGAGAAGAUGGCAAGAAUCUGAUUCAGACUUUCAGUCUACCCUUAAAGAUGUUGACUGUGAGCUCAGAGGGCAACUAAUCUUCAAAGCUAGAACUGAAUUAAGGGAGAGAGCAGUCCUCCUCCAUCUGAAAAGAAAAUAUCCAGAUGGGCAGGGCAUUGCCAUUAGACUUUCCAAGCAGAUUGCCAGCUCCAACAAGAGACUGAGACAGGCAAUAAAAGAAUACAACCGCAUUCAGUGGCCACCGCAGAUGAGCAUCUUCCCUACAAUAAUUGAUUUUCAGGAAGCAUGCGAUCCCUCUUGCCAAGUCUACUUCUGCUUUGAUGACACUAUUGAAGAAGAUAAUGUUUCGAGGAGUCUGAAUGGUCUGAAUAGGGAUUGA